AAGUAUUUGACGUCAGUUAAUUUUUCAUAGUUUUGAAGUAACCAUCAAAACGAUUACAAGUUUUUUGUUCGUACGCGAAAUUAAAAGAUGUUUUAAAUUUAAAAAGUAUAACGAGAAAGUUAUUGAGCGCUUAAAGCGACCAAAACAAUGAGGCGCAAGAAGCUUCAAAUUAACGCUCGGUAAUGGGCAACACUUUAUUAAGAUGUGUAGGUAAAAAGAAGAAAUCGCGCGUCACUCCAAUCGUUGACGUGUGUUACAACAAGUCUGCUACUGUUUGCGAAGAUCCUACACCAUACGUAUCCGCAAUCUCCCCGAUCGAAGCACCAAUCAAAGCUGUUGUUCAGACACCAUAUCCAGAAUUGCCAUCAAUUGCUGAAGAUGGUGGAGAGCUUCAACUGUAUAAGAAGGAGGAGCCUUGCAUUGACGACAGUGAAUCCGAAGUGGAAGAACCAACUCCAGUGUGCUUACGUCCAAGUUCAGCAAACACUAACCUUGUGAUUGUGAAGCCAAAGGUAAACCACGCUGAGCCAGAGAGUGAUGCAGAAGCAGGAACAGUGAUCAAUGUAAAAUCCUGCAAUAAUGCGUAUGCGGAAACAGAAGCAGAAGUGUUGGUUAGAGAAGAGCAAGAGCAAAUGGAAAAUGAGAUGAGAAAGAACAUUGCUAGGGCAGCACGUCAGAAAAGAAGGGAAGAGGUACAACGUGUGCGAUCGGAAAAUGGUAUCAACCUUGUGGAUACAGCCGCCGGUGUCCUGAAUUUGCUUAGCAAAGUUGAACUGUUACCAACUCUAACACCUACUCCUCCGCCAGUUCUUUCUCCAAUCCAUUCCCCUGUGCAAUCACGUGAUGCAUCACCUGAACGGUUACCUGUGGAAUGUUCUGCGCAACCUGAGGCACCAACAGUCAUAACUACACCAACAGUUCGAACACGCGGUGAUGGUAUGAGCAGACCAACAUCUCGCUUAUUCAGCAUCUCAAUUGACAUUCCACUGGUUCCGCGAGUAGAUACACCGAGACCAAAUAGUAAUUCACUAAUGGAGAAGAGCAAUAGUGACAUAAAUGUUACAGCUGAAGAGGAUUGCAAUGGUCCUGUUAUUAACAACAGUUUGGUUAGUGGGAAACAACCGUGGUUUCACGAACAAGUUGUUUUGAACAAGUUAGAAUUAGCACAGAACGCUGAAACAGAAAUUGCAGACAUAACAUCGGAAGUUAAAAAGAAAAAGAAGAAGAGGAAGAAGAAGAAAAAGAAAACAACUGGAGAGAAUGAAAUCGUGCUAACAAACCAGCUGAGCAUGAAGAAGAUUGAGCAGUUUCUCGAAACACGAGAACAUAUCGAUAAAACAGAAUUUGAUUUGGUUGUUCAAAACCUUGUCAAUUCAAACGCUGGACAGGAGAUAUUCCCUGAAUCUAGAAAAGGCAUUCCAUUUGCGCAUUCUACAUAUAAGAUCCCUAGAAUGCCUACACUACCAACUACAUUCCCUUCAAGGGAUGAUUCCCAGAAUGCAUUUGCAGCCGCACUUCACACCACCAGGUCAGCGGUUACAAGUCGUUUUCCUGUAAUCAGUGACCGAACAAUGAAUGAAAGAGAGACGUUUACAUCUGGUAGAGAGUUCAUGCGUAGGUCACCAGUUGGAGGAAACGUAUAUAGCAUAGCGAAAUUACCUGGCGUUGCAGAAAACCAUGCCAGUUUAGUCAACAAAGCACCAACACAGAAAGAUUACCAUACUGGACUAGCAACUUCCUUCAAAAGUCAAAAGUCAUAUGUUUUUAGCCGAAAUAUCAUUGACUCGAUUGUGCAAGGAAGCAAUGCAAGUAUGAAGAGCGAAAGAAGCAGAGUAGGCAAGGCAUCUUCGUCCCGCCUUCCCGUCGUUGCUAACAACUGUAUGAUGGGAGCGACAGCACGUGACCCUUUGCCUUUCCCUGAAGAUGACGUCAGUGCAGAAGCAUUAAUCUCUUGUUUCCAUGGUAAUUCACACAAAGACAUGGUUGAAGUGGAACCUUACAAUGGAAACUUAAGCAGUCUACCACCCAUCUUGAGUAAGCCGUUAGUGUCAUCACAUGCUGUCACUGGUCGGAUUGAAAUUGAUGACAAUGAAAUAAGAGAAUUGUUUGGUUGUCAGGAUGAUCCGUUAACACAAAUACAGCAGCUACGAAAUACACGGUAUGAUAAUGGCCCACCAUCGUCAUUGAUAUGCCAACACAAAGCCCUUCAACAGUCAUGCAAAUUUUGCAAUCGACCACCAUCAAGAGGAGGCCGGGUGUUGAUGAAUUGGUUAAACACCAAAAAAUUGAAACGCCUGAAAAAACAACGCCCACCCGAUGAAUUCAUCGAAGAAUGA
Molecule: messenger RNA, 2336 nt
Organism: Hydractinia symbiolongicarpus
Lineage: Eukaryota; Metazoa; Cnidaria; Hydrozoa; Anthoathecata; Hydractiniidae
Exons: 4
Coding region: 183-2336 (717 amino acids)
Source: RefSeq, a predicted model, not a curated record